ACUGCUGCAGCUGCCAUGGCAAGUCCGAGUAAGGGGCACACGACGCCCCGCCUGAGACAGCGGCCGUCGUCCAACCCGGAUACCUCAAGCUUCGAAUACCAGCAAGUCCAGGAUGAUGAACACGUCGCUGAGGUUUAUCAGAACCCUCGCAAUCGGAGCGAGGUUGAGCGGUUCUUCGAGAGUAGCCAGGGCAGCUUCAUCGUCGUGUCUGCCCUGACCGCGUUGGCGCUCGCUCUGCGGUUCUACAAGAUCAGUUUCCCUGACCAAGUUGUGUUCGACGAAGUCCACUUUGGAAAGUUCGCAGCAUACUACAUCACGCACCAGUACUACUUCGAUGUCCACCCUCCGUUGGCGAAGAUGUUGUUCGGUCUUGCAGGGUGGUUUGUCGGCUUUGACGGCUCUUUCCUCUUCGACAACAUUGGCGACAGUUAUAUCACGAACAAUGUUCCCUAUGUUGGAAUGCGGGCACUUCCAGCUGUUCUCGGCAGUCUUACGGUUCCUAUUGUUUAUGCGAUUAUGAAGGAGAGCGGUUAUUCGACAAUUAUUGCGGCGUUUUCUGCCUCGCUUAUUCUCUUUGACAACGCUCAUAUUGCUCAGUCCCGACUCAUCCUCCUCGACGCGGCGCUUAUUUUCUUCAUGUCCCUCACCGUCUACUCCUAUAUUCGUUUCAGGAAAUACCGAUACAGGGAGUUCACGUUCGAGUGGUAUACGUGGCUCUUCAUGACCGGCUUCUGGAUGGCUUGCACGUGGGCGUCCAAGGUUAACGGUGUCUUGAUUGUCGCCACUAUCGGUAUUGCCGUCCUCAUUGACUUGUGGGAUGUCCUCGAUUCGCGCAAGGAGGGUCACACCAUGGAAUACUUCUGGAAUCACUUCAAGGCGCGCGCCUUGGGUUUGAUUGUCUGGCCCAUCACGAUCUAUCUUUUCUUCUUCUACAUUCAUUUCUCCAUUCUUUAUCAAUCUGGCCCUGGAGAUCACUUCAUGAGCCCUGCAUUCCAGGAGACUCUUGCUGGAAAUGAGAUGUUGUUGAACAGCAAGGAAAUUCGCUAUUACGACGUUGUUACGAUUCGCCACAAGGAUACCAAGGUCUUCCUUCACUCCCACCCCGAGAAAUACCCCCUUCAAUACGAAGAUGGCCGUAUCUCCAGUCAAGGUCAACAGGUUACCGGUUAUGGUCACAAUGAUACCAACAACCACUGGCGAAUCAUCCCCACCAAGUCUCUUCCUGAGACUGGUCGUGGCCGCAUCGUCCGCAACCAGGACAUCGUUCAGCUUCUCCACGUCAACACUGACACCCACCUUCUCACUCACGAUGUCGCCUCCCCCUUGAUGCCCACCAACCAAGAGUUCACCACCUGGCCACGAAACGACCACUCUCGCCACAACGAUACCCUUUUCCAGAUUCAAUUGUCCGGUGAUUUCAAUGAUAGCGAGCCUUGGAAGACCAAGUCAGGUCACUUUAGGCUUAUCCAUGUGCCCACCAAGGUUGCCCUAUGGACCCGUGCCAAGCAGCUUCCUGAAUGGGCUUUCAAGCAGCAAGAUGUCAACGGUAACAAGAACGCCAAUGACAAGACCGCCAUCUGGUUUGUUGAUGACAUUAUUGAAGACCAAUUUGGUGAAGAGCCUGUUGACAGAGGCAGUGAUGCACCCGUCAAGGUUCCUAAGAAGAUGAACUUCUUCAGGAAAUUCGGCGAGCUUCAACUCCUCAUGUGGCAGCACAACGCUGGCUUGACUGCUUCGCACCCUUAUGCCAGCGGACCCAUCAACUGGCCCUUCCUCAUCAGUGGUAUCAGCUUCUGGACCAACAACGAUGACAAGAAACAGAUCUAUCUCAUUGGAAACAUCGUGGGCUGGUGGACUUGCGUCAUCGGCCUUUCCAUCUACGUUGGUAUCCUCGGUGCUGAUCUCCUCGCUCGUCGUCGCCAGAUGGACCCCAUUCCUGAUCCUGUGCGCAACCGACUCUGGAACAACACUGGUUUCUUCCUCCUCGUUUGGGCUGUCCACUACCUUCCGUUCUUCUUGAUGAGCCGACAGUUGUUCAUUCAUCAUUACCUUCCUUCACAUCUUGCAUCCGCUCUCAUCGCUGGCUCUGUAUUGAGCUUCGUGCUGAGCGAGACGGUCAAUUAUCCCAUCUCAAUUGUCGGUCCCAAGACAAGGCUUCGACCAUCACAAUACGCCGAUACUGGCCUCAAGGGCUUUGCUAUCGUUAUCCUCUUUGCCCUUCUCCUCUUCUUGCUUUUCGUCUUCCUUGCGCCAUUGACUUAUGGAACUCCUGGGUUGACCGGUGAACAAGUGAAUGCCAAGCGACUUUUGUCGUCCUGGACCCUGCACUUUGCCGCUAAAAAGACUCACGAUGUGUAG
Molecule: messenger RNA, 2358 nt
Organism: Coprinopsis cinerea okayama7#130
Lineage: Eukaryota; Fungi; Basidiomycota; Agaricomycetes; Agaricales; Psathyrellaceae
Product: O-mannosyltransferase
Exons: 10
Coding region: 16-2358 (780 amino acids)
Biological process (GO): protein O-linked glycosylation via mannose
Cellular component (GO): endoplasmic reticulum; membrane
Molecular function (GO): dolichyl-phosphate-mannose-protein mannosyltransferase activity
Source: RefSeq, a predicted model, not a curated record